This is a messenger RNA of Helicoverpa armigera (cotton bollworm), 1419 nucleotides long. Its product is annotated as arrestin domain-containing protein 4-like. Lineage: Eukaryota; Metazoa; Arthropoda; Insecta; Lepidoptera; Noctuidae. The coding region runs from base 94 to 1059 and encodes 321 amino acids. Gene Ontology annotation, biological process: protein transport. Gene Ontology annotation, cellular component: cytoplasm. The record is from RefSeq and is a predicted model, not a curated record. The transcript has a single exon.
AUUUCAUGAGUCAUCGGAUCAGUCCGCUAGCUGGUAGAGCGAAGUGAUCAUUAGUCGUGUUCUCGCGCUCCUCUUACGCACUCGUUUACAACCAUGAGUCCCAAGUGUCAGAUAAUUCUUAACAGAACAAGAGACGGACAUUUUAAAGCCGGACAAUAUGUGACAGGAAUAGUGAAGUUUUCUAUAUAUAAGCCGAAGCGGUACGACAGUAUUGACAUUUCUUUCGAGGGCCGUGGAAAAUGCGUUUGGACUCAAACAGAUUCGCCCGAUGAUACAAUUUACAUUAACAACAAGGAAGAGGUUGUCUCCAUCAACAAGAAUUUAUUUACACCAGUUGGAGACGAGAUGGUUGAACCUGGAGAUUAUGCAUACCCAUUUGAGUUUUUACUCCCAGACGAUAUACCAUCGUCAGUUAAGACUGACUUUGGUAGGAUACACUACAAAAUUUUCGUGAAAUUUGAAAAAAAAAGAACUUUUGGCGCUGAACUGAAACUUGAAAAUGAGCGUGAAGUACCUGUUUAUGGAUAUGUGGAUCCAAUAACUCGCGGGCCAGCUCCCUUCAAAGUCGAGCAUAAGCUACGUUCCUUCAAUGCAAACAAUAAGAUCACAGUAAAAGGAGAAAUAGACAGAACAUUUUUAAGACCAGGCGAUAGCAUUCGUCUGAAGAUGACGGUGAAGAAUGACUCAAAUGUCGCCAUUUCUAUCAAAAGUCAGCUUGUUCAUCAGAACACUUAUAUAUCAAAAGCGAAGUAUAACGCUACAUACGUUUCAGAAAGGAGUAUACCAGGGACCAAAGAAACUUCUCCUCCUAUAAGGGCAAAUAGUGUGACAAAACUGGAGAGAACUAUACCAGUACUUGAUACGUUAUACUCGAUACAAAAUUCGAAGAUAAUGGAAGGAGAAUUUGAGGUUAAAGUGACGAUUAAGGCACCUUUUCCUUAUGGUAAGGAGUAUGCACGAGUUCCAGUGGUGAUUGGAUGGACAAAAGAAGAAUACGCAGCUCUUAUCCAGCGUGAGCUGCCACCUUCAUAUUCAGAAGCUAUCAGCGGAAAUAAUUAGAAAAAUGAAGAUUUCAAUGGGGACUGUGUAUUAGUGAUAGUUUAUGUCAUUUGAAGUAAGCACUACACAUUUAUUAGUUUUAACGUGUCAUACGUCAUUGAAUGAGUGCGUUGACUCAUAGGAACUUGUAUCACUCUACGAUAGUUAAAUUUUGUGUCGUGUGUCAUUUAGUGUAAUGUAACAAGUAAUUAUAUUGUGUCCCGACUUGCUAUCUUGGUCCCUAUUUCUCUUCCAAAAUUGUGUUAAUAAUAUUAAGGUUUAAGUAGGAUUAUCAGUCUUAAGACUUGAUAAAUAUUUUUUUUGCAUGCGUUGAUAAUCUUUAUAAAAAAUAUAUUAAAAUUAAGUUCAUUUCUAUUCAAA